Rhea pennata is the source of this 2167-nucleotide messenger RNA. RefSeq names its product E3 ubiquitin-protein ligase TRIM7-like. Gene Ontology annotation, molecular function: protein binding; zinc ion binding; ubiquitin protein ligase activity. The transcript is spliced from 9 exons. Gene Ontology annotation, cellular component: cytoplasm. The record is from RefSeq and is a predicted model, not a curated record. Lineage: Eukaryota; Metazoa; Chordata; Aves; Rheiformes; Rheidae. The coding region runs from base 79 to 1620 and encodes 513 amino acids. Gene Ontology annotation, biological process: protein ubiquitination.
CUGGGGCAGAGGAGGAGGAGGAGGGACGGAGAGCGGUGGUGGGGUCGAGAGGACAGAUGCAAUGGGGGAGGGGAAGGAAUGGCGCAAAUGUCCGGGCGAUUCGGGAGGACGCCCCUUUCGUACGCCUCUCCUCCGAGGAGAGAAGCCAUGGCGGCGGUGUUUCUGCCCGGGAAUCUCCAAGAUGAAGCCACUUGCUCCGUCUGCCUGGAGUUUUUCAAGGACCCGGUGUCCAUCGAGUGUGGGCACAACUUCUGCCGGGCUUGCAUCAUCAAGAGCUGGAAGGACCUCGAGAUGGACUUCCCCUGCCCGCAGUGCAGGGAGGUCUUCCAGCAGAAGAGCCUCAGGCCCAACCGGCAGCUGGCAAACAUGUCUGAGAUCAUCAGCCAGUUCACGCUGCGAGGGGCGAAGGGAGCCGAGGAGGACGGGCUCUGCGCAAAGCACAGGGAAGCCCUGAAACUCUACUGCAAGGACGACCGGAGGACCAUCUGCGUCGUGUGCGACAGGUCCCGGGAGCACCGGCCUCACGCUGUGGUACCCAUCGAUGAGGCGUCCGAGGAGUACAAGGAGAAAAUCCAGGGCCGCCUGGAUUUCCUGAAAAGAGAGAGACAAGAGUUGCUGGAGUUUAAAGUGAAUGAUGACAAGAAAACCCAGGAGCUGCUGGUGCGUGGCCGCGAUUCAGCGUCACAGGGCGGCGGGCAGAAAACCAUUGAGAACGAGCGGCAGAAGCUGCUCUCUGAGUUUGAGGGGCUGCGACAGUUUCUACACGACCAGGAGCACAUCCUCCUGGGCCAGCUGGAGAAGAUGGAGAAGAGCAUCGCCAAGAGGCAGAACGAGAACAUCACCGACCUCUCCAAGGAGAUUACACUCCUCAAUAAACUGAUCACGGAGCUAGAGGAGAAAAUCCAGCAGCCCAUGCUAGAGUUCCUCAAGGAUGUAAUGGCCAUCGUAAGCAGAAGCGACCAGGUGAAAUGUCAGAAGCCCGUACCGGUCUUCUCGGACAUGAAAACGCACGUCUGCAAUUUCUCUCUCAAGACCGUCGUCCUCGAGAAAGUCUUAAAGAAAUUCAGAGAAAACCUGCGAGACGAACUGGGAAAAGGUGAAAAAGAGGACCUGACCCUGGAUCCCGACUCGGCCAACCACCUCCUCAUCCUUUCUGCCGACCUCAAGAGCGUGAGGAUGGGCUGCAGGAAGCAAGAGCUGCCCGACAACCCCAAGCGAUUUGACACGAAUUCGCGGGUACUGGCUACCACGGGAUUCAACUCGGGAAGGCACUACUGGGAAGUUGAGGUGGGGGCCUCAGACGGCUGGGCCUUCGGGGUGGCCAGGGAGUCCGUGAGGAGGAAAGGCCUGACGCAGUUCUCCCCCGAGGAAGGCAUCUGGGCGGUGCAGCAAAACGGAGGUCGCUACUGGGCUGUCACCUCGCCCCAACGCACCCCGCUCUGCCUCAGCCAGAAGCUCAGCAAGGUCAGGGUCUGCCUGGAUUACGAAGGGGAAGAAGUGUCCUUCUACAACGCCGACAACAUGCAGCACAUCUUCACCUUCAACGUCCACUUCCAGGAGAAGGUGUUCCCCCUCUUUUCGGUCUGUUCCACCGUCACGUACAUCAAACUGUGCCCCUGAGAUUUACCGUGAGCUUCUCGGAGGGCCUGUUUCCACGGUCUUCACGGGACAGUGCCUGCACGGCAGAGAGAAGCACAAGGGACUCUUGGUAGACAAGCAGGCACAUAGGUAGAUGGAUAGAUAGAUACCCAGGAAAAAAAAAUCCUUACAGGGUCUUCAUAUCAGCUUAAAACACGGAGCAGCUGCUGAAGUAAUUAGCAGUUCCCAGGACAUUUCAGGCACCACCUUAAACCUGUCUCUGAACCAGCUGAACUCUCCUUCAGUGUGAAGACCACCACUGGUGCUUGGUGUGUGGUUUCAAGUCUGAUAACGGGCAGGUAUUUCCGUUUUCUGGUGCGGAUAUAAGGAUCGACAUCAGAGCUUGAGGGAAGUUUCGGCGUGGAUCCCGUCCCCCCUUCGAAAACGGUGAUGAACCGAAACUUAACUGUUUAGCGAGUCAGCUCCUGAAGAGAAUGGUGCAGAGCAGAACAUUUUGAACUUCCAUCCAAAGUCAAAAUGGGCAAAGCUCCUUUUUGUCUGGCAUAAAUAAAAUGAAAUUAGAAAGAAA